AUGAACAGUGUAAGAAGGAUUGCCAGAUGUUUCACUGGGACUCCAGAAAUUCUGACAUGGCGUAAGGUUGUUACUCUACAGCAGUGGUUUUCUCCCAGCUGCCGAUGUCGAAGUUCAGACUCGCAGAAAUCAUCAUCAUCAUCAUCACCUGGCCAGCAAUGUUGUGUUGCUGUUGUUGGCAGCGGACCUGCAGGGUUCUAUACCGCUCAACAGUUGCUGAAGGGCGACCAUAAUUUAAUUGUGGACAUUUACGAGAAAUUGCCAGUUCCUUUUGGUCUUGUACGAUUUGGAGUAGCACCUGACCAUCCAGAAGUUAAGAAUGUGAUUCAUACUUUUACAAAUACUGCCAAAAAUGAACGCUGCAAUUUUUUCGGCAAUGUUGAAGUUGGUCGAGACGUGUCUCUAAAAGAUCUACGAGAUGCUUACUCAGCUGUUAUUUUGUGUUACGGAGCAUCAGCCAACAGAACUUUAGGUAUUCCUGGAGAAGAUCUUCCAAAUGUCAUAUCGGCAAGAUCAUUUGUAGGAUGGUACAACGGUGUGCCACAAGACAAGGAGCUACAAGUCAACUUGGACUGUGAAUCUGCUGUUGUGUUGGGCCAUGGAAAUGUUGCAUUAGAUGUGGCCCGGAUUCUUCUCACACCAGUCAGCAUUUUAGAGAAAACAGAUAUAUCAGAGCAUGCCCUGAAAGCCCUUCACAGGAGUCAGGUGAGCAAGGUUCAUGUUGUUGGGCGAAGAGGACCUCUUCAGGUUGCAUUUACAAUCAAAGAACUGCGAGAGAUGAUCAAACUGCCAGGGACACAAACUGUUAUUCGACGUGAGGAUGUCGAAGGACUGGAUAAAGUUAUUGAUGAUUUACCCAGACCACGCCGUCGUCUGACAGAACUCUUAUACAAAACAGCAGUUGCACCUUCCAGUACAGACACCAGACUCUGGGAGCAAGCCACUAAGGAAUGGAGGCUGGUUUUCCUGAGAAGUCCUGUCCAAAUUCUUCACGACAAUAAUGGUUCAGUAUCAGGUGUGGAGUUUGCUGUUAAUAAAUUACAGGGGAAGCCAUCACAAUUUCAGAAAGCUGUGACCACGGAUUUAAGGGAGACUAUCAAGUGUGGUCUGGUGUUGAGUAGCAUUGGCUACAGAAGUGUUCCCUUAGACAGCUCAUUGCCGUUUGAUUCAAAGAAUGGCAUCAUUGACAAUGAAAACUCCAGAGUCAGAAAUGAACAAGGUCUUUAUUGUGCUGGGUGGGUAGGUAAAGGGCCCGUGGGAGUUAUUCUAGGAACCAUGACAGACGCCUUUGAGACAGGCAAGCUGGUGUUACAUGACCUUCAUAGUGGUCACCUGAAAAUUCCCGAAAGGAUGAAACGGGACCAGCUGAUAAAUCAGAUCAAAGACAAAGCUGUGACAUUUACUGACUGGCAGCGAAUUGACUGUGCAGAAAUGGCAGCUGGAGAGAAAUUAGGAAAGCCCAGAGAAAAGAUUACUGAUAUCCAAACUUUACUGAAUGUUGCCAGAAGGAGCUGA
Candidula unifasciata is the source of this 1515-nucleotide messenger RNA. The record is from the annotation of a GenBank genome assembly. NCBI's taxonomy places the organism in Eukaryota, Metazoa, Mollusca, Gastropoda, Stylommatophora, Geomitridae.